Fusarium fujikuroi IMI 58289 is the source of this 285-nucleotide messenger RNA. RefSeq lists its product as uncharacterized. The coding region runs from base 1 to 285 and encodes 94 amino acids. The record is from RefSeq and is a predicted model, not a curated record. The transcript has 3 exons. Lineage: Eukaryota; Fungi; Ascomycota; Sordariomycetes; Hypocreales; Nectriaceae.
AUGGCCAUGGCUGCGUCUGUCCAGGUCAACUUCUACUCUGAUACUGGCUGCCAGAACUUCAUUGGCUCCCGCUUCAUCGAUUUUGACCCGAACCAGGGCGGUACAUUCCAUAGCGGUGGUCCCUCAGGCUCUCGUGGUGGUCUGUUCGUCAACUCCAACGGAGACAACCUCGCUUUCCGUGGGUUCAGCAACCACCCUGAUGGUAGUAGCCCUUUCACUGGCAACGUCGUUGAUGGUGAAUGCAUUGGUACCCUCAAUGGUGUUGUUGCCGUCUUCAUCGUCUGA